Engraulis encrasicolus (European anchovy) is the source of this 958-nucleotide messenger RNA. Its product is annotated as protein mono-ADP-ribosyltransferase PARP4-like. Lineage: Eukaryota; Metazoa; Chordata; Actinopteri; Clupeiformes; Engraulidae. Gene Ontology annotation, cellular component: cytoplasm. The transcript has 8 exons. Gene Ontology annotation, molecular function: NAD+ poly-ADP-ribosyltransferase activity. Bases 59 to 958 code for a protein of 299 amino acids. The record is from RefSeq and is a predicted model, not a curated record.
AGUAACAACACCAGUCCAGGAAGUGAUCGUGCUUUGCGAGUAGACGCUGAUCAGAACCAUGGCUGUUUUCGCGAACUGCUUCGUGGUCUUAGACCUGAAGGAUUUACCUUUUAAGGAGAAGAAGAGAGUUCGUUUGGCCAUUACUGACAACGGAGGCACAAUUUCCUAUGUGGUCAACAAGCAGUGUAGUUUCGUGGUGGUGAGCUGCCUGGGCAACCUGAGCAGCAACCGUCAGCGGAGUGCCAGGAAGCUGCAGGUCCCGGUGGUGGGGCUGGCCUACCUGUGGGCCUGCCUGGAGAAGAGCACCCUCCUGCCCCCCGCCGAGCACACCCUGCUCCCCUUGACCACUGCAGAGGACCCAGCACCCUCCAGCACCUCCAGACCAGAGAAACAGGUGGCGUCAGAGGAGCGACGUGCAGAUAAACAGAGCAAAGACCCACCCCAGAGGCAAACAGAGGAAAAACAGGCCAAGAACAAGAACGACGCCAAUUACAUUUGCAACCAUCGCAUCUACUCGGAGAAUGACCAGGACCUGCCUGAGUUCCCCUCACACUUCCAGGUGGCCAAGUACUGCGUGUUUGCCAGUGCUGAUGCUACGGAUGACAGUGGUGACUGGUGUCUUGUAGAGCUUCAGAGUGCUGCAGGGGAGAAGAGACGUGUGUUUCAGGUGGUGCGCUACAUGAAGAAGCAGGCUCAGGUGGUGCGAGACCAGUUGGUGUGGUGUGGCUGCUCUGAGGAUGCUCUGGAGGUCUACCAGGCCAUGCAGCAGCGCCUCACCGACGCCCAGUACCAGCCCAGGAAGAAGCUGCCUGCCCCCCACAGGGACCUGGGCUCCCCCACACUCGGCCAGCUGCUGCUGGAGGAGGAUCUCCAUUGCGGUUCGCUGUCCCAAGAGGUGGGCGUAUUCGUGGAGCUGGUGUGGACUGAAGCCCUGGGCAGCCUGACCAGCCACCUGUAA